AUGCCGCUGACAAUCCUCUCCGCGUCCCAGCUGCGAACGUUACUGCACUCCCUCAACCGCGAUGAAAUCGUGGACCUCCAAAAGCACCUGGCCGAAGCCCUGCGGGAAUACUCAACCGGGUCGCAGGAGCAGGGCUGCUCGGCCACCUACCAGCCUCAACGAACGGCCAUCACCCGCCAGAAUGGCUGCACCACGCUCUUCAUGCCCGCCAGUACCGGGCAGACCAUCGGAAUCAAGAUGAUUUCCUUGCAGGAUGGAGGCGAUGCGGGAUGCGCCGUGGAAAAGGGCAUCAGCUUUGACAGUUCCGAGGGGGAUCAGACGUCAUUACGGUCGCGAAGCAUUCGCAGCUCGGUGAUCUCAAUGUCUUCCGACAUGAGCGAUUUAUCAGUAGGUUCAUCCCAGGAAGACAACAAUUCUAGCCCCACGGACACGACCCCGUCUGGGAGCAGUAGCAUGACUUCGUCCUUGAUGACUGGCUGCGUCAACCAGCAACCGGUCGCGUCUAGCACAUCCAGCAUCUCCGACACUAUGGGCGCAUGGCCAGGAGCGGGCUCCCGCGAUACCUCGCCGCGGGGUAGCGUGACACUACUGGACGGAGAGAGCCUGCCCUUCGGCCUCAUCAACGCCCACGAGCUGACAGCCUUCCGCACGGCGCUGGCUUCGCUACUGAUCUUCAACAAGCGCAAAAAGGUGCGCACCCUCUUGGUCUUUGGGGCUGGCACCCAGGCCUACUGGCACAUCCGACUGGCCCUGGUUCUACGAGGCGACGAGAUCGGGCGCGUGUACAUCUUCAACCGAUCCUUUGACCGCGCCGCCAAGCUCCUGCGCGACAUCUACUUGCCGGAGAACGCCGAGUGGCGACGCGACGUCAAGUUCUCCGCGCUCAGUAGUGAAUUCGGCGAGUACAACCGCAUUUUGAAAGAGACGGUGCGCAAAGCCGAUGCCAUCUUCUGCUGCACCCCGUCGACCUCCCCGCUGUUUCCCGCCGAGUUCCUGACCUCGCGCGAGGGGCGGCAGAAAGGCCGACUCAUUGGCGCGGUGGGUUCCUACAAGGCGCAUAUGGCAGAGAUACACCCGGAUAUUCUCCGGGACGAAGUGCUUGUGACGCCACCGCAUCGGCACUUCCACAAGCAUACGAAGCGCAGCGGAGUCGUCGUGGUGGACAGUCUGGACGCGGCGAUGAAGGAGGCCGGCGAGAUCAUCCAAGCCGGCAUUCGACCCACGCAGGUGGUGGAGCUCGGUGAAUUGCUCAUGGUGCGGCAGGCCUCCCAGGCCAGUGAGGAAGACACGGCGGAUGAAGAAAAGAGCCUGCGGGAAUGGGUGGAGCGGGGCAAUGUCAUCUACAAGAGUGUCGGACUGGGAUUGAUGGAUCUCGUGACGGGCGGCGACCUGGUGCGAUUGGCCCGCGAGAGGAAUCUGGGGACGACGGUGGAAGAUUUUUGA
Molecule: messenger RNA, 1443 nt
Organism: Penicillium lagena
Lineage: Eukaryota; Fungi; Ascomycota; Eurotiomycetes; Eurotiales; Aspergillaceae
Product: putative proline utilization protein PrnX-like
Exons: 1
Coding region: 1-1443 (480 amino acids)
Cellular component (GO): cytoplasm
Source: RefSeq, a predicted model, not a curated record